GGUUCCUUUGGAACGAGCAGCACCAGCAGCGUUCCCGCAAAGAAUACCACAUCCCCAACGUUGCAAACGGACUUGCUGUGGAACCAACUUUUCGGAAAUCUUACCAACACGUCAUCAACCCUUCAAGGGCUACAUGAUCCAACUUCUCCUCAGUCUCGUGCUUUGUAUUGGAUUCGCAAAGACGCCUUCAACCAAAGCUACCCACAGUUUCGCCUUCGCCAACGAUAUGCCUUGGCUACCUUUUACUAUGCCAUGAAUGGAACCUUUUGGCUUCAAUCCGACAACUGGUUGACUGUAGAACAUGAAUGUGCAUGGUACACUGCGGAGAGUCGAUCCAUUACGAGUCACUCCACCACUUAUCCUUCCCCCUGUCAUGGGCAUGAUCCCAUCAUUGAGGAUAGUGCCACUUUUGUUGCCAACAGCACUACAAUUAGCUAUGACAAUCCCUACUAUGCUCGUCUAUGGAUGCGACACAACAACAUGUAUGGGACACUCCCGGAAGAAAUCUAUUGGCUCACGUCUCUCACCAGCCUUGACUUUAGUUUCAAUCCGGCCAUCGCGGGCACCAUCUCAACCCACAUUGGGCAACUACGAGACUUGGAAUACCUCAAAGCUCCAUCCUAUUGGUACAAAGGAGGAACCGUCGGAUUUCACGGCUUUGUCGAGUCUGUGUCGUAUAUUGGUUGCACGGGACCAUUCCCACUGAGAUGGCCUUGUUGA
Messenger RNA from Seminavis robusta, 720 nucleotides. Lineage: Eukaryota; Bacillariophyta; Bacillariophyceae; Naviculales; Naviculaceae. The record is from the annotation of a GenBank genome assembly.